Messenger RNA from Poecilia reticulata (guppy), 3557 nucleotides. RefSeq lists its product as uncharacterized. Lineage: Eukaryota; Metazoa; Chordata; Actinopteri; Cyprinodontiformes; Poeciliidae. The record is from RefSeq and is a predicted model, not a curated record.
GGCUUCGGCUCAGUCAAAGCAGGAAACAGUUUAAUAUCUGAGUCUGACUUGAUCAGCGCCCAGGAUCCUAGACGAUCAGCACCGAGGGACCGAGGAGUUCGUUUUUAUUUCUGUUUGAACCUGAGAAAAUCAUUCACUCUGAGGAAACUCCUCCUCAAAAGUCGUGAAGGAAGAAUGAUAUUUGUCCCGCUGUUAUCGGUGCUGAUCGGGGCUCUGUGUCCUGCUGCGGAGGGAAGACCUCUGCCCAAUGUGAACGACACUCAGCAACAUUACCAGGCAGUCGAACACUCGAACGUCACACUGACGGUUUCCAUUCCUGUUAACUCUACCUCUGACUUGCUGUUCAUUGAUCUGAUGAGGAUGGAGACAUGGAGGAGGAUUUAUCGAAAUGAGACCAACUCUCACCGUGGCCUGUAUAUAGAUGGCCAGUUCAAAGGUCGACUCCAGUGCGACCUGCAUCUGGUCAGAAAUGGGUGCAUCGAGUGUCUCCUGUCUGAUGUGAGGCUGAGCGAUGAAGGAUGGUAUAGGUGGAUCGUUGCCACUACAGGAAGAAGAAAUCUCACAAAACUGGAGCUUGUAGUCAGAGUCAGAAAACAUGACCAAGUCACGAUCCCUGUGAACGUAGAGGCUGAAGCUGUCAUGCCUCAAACUCAAGAAGAACCUCCAAAGCCAACAGAACGGAAAAGGAUUGGGAUGUAUAUGUCUUUUGGUUUACUUGCAGUGGUAAUAGUUUGCCAUUUCUUACAAACCAUUACAUUUUGCAACUUUACCCGGUUGAACAGUCGUCUGUGAGAAAAUGUAUCACAUGACGGCUCCUCUAAAAAAGGAGGACAAAAAGAAAGAAAAAAAAAAGUUACAUAUUCAAGCAGGGAGCUCGAGGUUUUGCACACAGCAAAGCUUCAGGCCACCUAACCGCUUCAGAUGUGCAACUACCUCACUUAAUGUUCAAACAGCUGUUUGAUACGUUUAUGGUUUACGGACCACGUUGUCCUCUAUGGUUUUAUUGUUAAACCGUUUUUCUUCCCAUUUUCAUGGGGUUUCAAGCACUCAGUGUCAGURGUCUGGCUGAUUUYCAGCAGCUACAGAUGGCAUAAUGCCAGCGACUUAGUCGAUAAAUAAGCUCAACCUCUUGCUUCUUGUAGCAUUACAGAGAAUGCAUUAUUUAUCCCAAGUGAUAAUGCAAAACUGCACAAACAUUUAUGUAAUGUUCAAGCACAGUAUUUCAUGCAGCUACAGUUUUAUUGACUGCUCACCCACAAAGCGUUGGGAAGAAAUAAUUUCACAGUGUUUUACACACUCAACCAAGAAAGCUGUAUUGUGAUUUCCAAACUGUGAUCAUUCUGCACUUUAUUCUUGAACGAAAACACUUUGUUCAUUUUAGUACGCCUAUGUAGUGACGGAAACUCACAAUGUUCACCACGACAUUUCAAGUAAACACAAAAGAAAAAAAUGUCAGACCCUCAAAUGAUGGUGAAAAAGAGAUGCAGUCAUGGUAAAAAGAAAGUACACCCACUUUCAGUUUUAAGGCUUGAUGUGUCAGAAGAUGAUAAAAUAUAUAUCUGAUUUUAUUUAAAUCUAACUACAACUGUGCACAAACACAAUAAUCAAUAUGUCAAUACUUGGUAAACAAACAUGGGAAAAUAUCAGCAGUGACCUCAGAAGAGAAAACGUUGCCGUUCUGCAAUCUAGACAAAAAGGGCACUUCCAAGCAGUUUAAAUCGAAUUGUUCCACAGUUAGAAACAAAUAUUCACAAUAUGGAACAUUUAACCCAUAUAUGUCAAAAUCAAGACCCAAAUAGAAACUUCAAGAGAACAGGUGUGUGCUUAAAUAUUAUUUUAUCAACCAAAUCAAAGUAGAUUUUUUAUGCAGAGUGACAAAUUACAUCAAUGUCAAAAGAUUUUCAAUAUUAUUGAACUUUAAGAAAUAUCCUAACCCUCCCGACCCUACUAAGAGACAAGGGUGUAAGAAAAUGGAUGGAUGGAUGGAAGAAAUAUCCUUUGAAUGAAGAGACAGAUUUUUAUUUAUAUGAUAAUGGGUAGUUUUACCAAUACGUUCUGCCACUGCAGACUGUUUGAGGAUAAUCAUGAUCUUAACCUUGAGGUUACAAAACCUCAACAUGCUUCAUCCAAAGUGCCAAAAUCGGUUCUCAUUGACGUAGAAGCGUCGUUUAGUUUGCUAGGAGUCAUCCGCUUGCCAAACUCGGCACCAGGCGUCUGUUGAACUAUUUGGUCAGAUCUCUGUGUGAUUGAUAAGAAAUCUGUUGCUCUGCUUUAUGCGGAAAUGUGCUCAGACAGCAAAAUUGAUAUUUCUCUUCAACUAGUCCGCCUCCACUCCAUUCUGGUUUAUGUGCCUGCAGGCAACACGGCUACUGUCGAGGAAUAUUUAUCUGUCACAAUGAGAAAUUAUGUGCAUUUUUACAAUUCUUCAAAAAAAUGUAUCGUCAUUCACGGAGGAGGCUGUCUGCAGAAAGUGUGGCGCUUUCUGUGACCGUUUUGUAAAGGUUGUAUGGACGGUGUGCGCGAAUACAAACGUGUCAAAACCAUGUCACUGCACUUUGAAACAUGUCGGCGCCCAUAGAGAAACCGAAAAAUACCAAAGAGCUUCAUUUCAGACACUACAGACCACAAUAAGCAUGUUAAAUGUCAAAGUUCAUGACCGGACAAGAACACUAAAAGUGUUAAUUGAGCCACAAAUUGAGAUGUUUGACCAAGAUAUACAAGACUAUUUGAGCAAAAAUGCAAACAAAACAAAACAGUUGUCUUGAAGACCUGACACAAAAAGCCAUGGUAGGUUAGGCUGGUAAUUUAACUCCAGGAAGAUGUCAGACAUAAAAACUCCUAAGAAAGUCUCUAUGAAACAAAUCUUUAUCAUCCUCAAUGGAAAGAAGCAACACAGGAAAGAGGAAUAAACCGACAUCCGUCCCCAAACGUACAGUUCUUUUUACUAUGACUGCAGGCCAGAUGGGCCAACCAGCUUUUAUUCUGAAGUUUUUCCAACUUUGGAAGAAAAAAAUGUGCCCCUGAGCAAGGCACUAGGAGCAGGUUGCUCCCAAUGUGUGAAAUGACUGGAAAAUCCCCAGUAAUGGCAUUCUCCAUUAUUAUGUUCAGAGGACUGCACUCCUCCAGUAUUUCACACACACACUGGUGCAACAGAUGAGAAUGGCUGUAGCAUAAAAAGCUUUGAUUGGUCGACACGACCCACAAAGCCCUUUGAGUUCAGUCCAUUCACCUUUCAUGCAUUCAGAAAGAUUUACUCAAGUAUGAUGCUCCUGUUUCUGAGCUUUUCUCUUGUUUCUUUUAUUUUUAUGGCUUUAAAUCAGGGGUGUCCAAAGUCGGUCCUGGAGGGCCGACAUUCUGCAUGUCUCUGUUCUCUCCCUGGUGGAAGUAACAACCUCUUCAGCAUGUCAGUGUUCUCCUUAGGCCUCUAAUGAGCCAUCAUUGGAUCCAGGUGUGCUAAACCAGGGAGAGAACUAAAACAUGCAGGAUGUCAAACCUCGAGGACCGACUUUGGAUACUCCUGAUUUAAAGAAUCAAUGUUGGUUUAUGGUUUUGGGUAA